Neoarius graeffei (lesser salmon catfish) is the source of this 3109-nucleotide messenger RNA. It is a transcript of the gene fkbp15a, whose product is annotated as FKBP prolyl isomerase family member 15a. Gene Ontology annotation, molecular function: peptidyl-prolyl cis-trans isomerase activity. Gene Ontology annotation, cellular component: growth cone. Lineage: Eukaryota; Metazoa; Chordata; Actinopteri; Siluriformes; Ariidae. The coding region runs from base 3 to 2645 and encodes 880 amino acids. The record is from RefSeq and is a predicted model, not a curated record. The transcript is spliced from 25 exons.
GGAUGAAGGAAGUUAAAGAUGUUUUUCCUGAUUAUCAUGAUGGAGAAUUUCUGGCUCCUAAAAGCGGGGCAAAGCUGGCUUCUCUCUUUGGUCUGUGCCAAGCUGAACCUGAAGGAAACGAGUCUUUCAAGUUCACGGCCCCCAAGCAGCCCAAAAAAGUCCCUUCCGCUCUUGGACCACCUCCUCAGAAACAAGCCCCUCCUCCAACAGCCCCAGCUGUCUUAUUGGCUGUUGCUGUCCAUGCGUUUCACUUUGUGAACGGACAAUACACAAAGCAUGGCAAGUUGGGCGCGGCCAUCCUGGGAAACCAUGCAAACAAAGAGUAUAAAGUCCUGCUGUAUGGCAGUCAACAGAAACAAAUCACGACAGCGCGAAUCCACCAUGGAUUUGUCCUCACUGUUCAGCCUGGUAACUACACUGCCUUCUAUGAUGAUCAGCAGCAGAGCUGGUCUCUGAAGUUCGAUUCUGAGGAAGCUAGAAUCGACUUCUGUAAAGAGGUGUGUGUGGCCAGGUGGAACAGUCAGACCUGCAGGGACACACUGCUGACUCAGGACUUGGUCCAUGGAGAGGGACAAACUGUUAGCAUGGGGGACACAGUGGAGGUGGCCUUGUCUCGCUGGCUGCUUCAGAAUCAUACUUUGGGACAGUUCUUUGAUUCCAAAGACAAGCUCCAGCGAGUGAGCCUGGGCUCUGACUUGGCUCUGAUGGGAUGGGAAAAGGGGAUGCUCGGGAUGCAGAAAGGAGGUCAACGUCUUAUUAUUGUUCCCCCCAGCCUGGGUUAUGGGUCAAAAGGCAUUCCAAAAAGUGUGCCACCCUCCAGCACGCUAGUGUUCGCUGUGGAGGUUCAUCAGGUUAAUUUGUCCAAAGAUGCAGACCGCCUUGCUGCGGGAUCUACAGAUGGCACAAAGUCUAGACCAGGAACUAGAGACAGAAUGAAUGUUGAAAGUUCAGUCCAGUCUGCUUUGGGUUGCUCUGACCAAGGAGAUGAAGCACUGCGUGUUAAAUGCAGAACUCAAAACGAGCUUCCAGAGCAAAGCAGAGUGUCUGCGUUGGUAUGUGGUUUGUCAGCCCAAGCUGCUUCAUCUCUACUGCCUGGAGAAACGGCUUCUUCAUCCACUGCCGUCCAACACCCAGAGGCGGUGAGAAAACCCAGGGCUCAGGAGGUGCAUAUCUGCUCAGAUCGGGCUUUCCAGCCUUAUUCUGCAUCACCACUGCAGCCUUUCACGUUAACCUUUCCACAUCAGCACACACCGUACCUGAUGGACGUUGGUUCCUUCAUGAUUACUGAGGCACGCCAGCAAAAUACUGAAAUCCGGUUAGCUGUCGCAAGAGUGACUGACAAAGUUGACUACUUGGCUUCUAAGGUGGAUGAGCUACAUAAGCAAGGGGUCAGCUCUUUUGCCCUGUCCAGUGGCUCUCUGGAGACGGCCAUAAUCUUGCACAACAUACAGAGAAUUAUUCAGGAAAAUGCCAGUCUGAAGAAGGAGGUUCUAGAGAAGGGCUCCAGAAUGGAGGGCCAGCCGGACUGUAAAAUAGGAGAGCUCACUGAGCAGAGGUGUAUGGAGAAAAGCAGCUUGCCGCUGGUACAGACUAAUGACGUUCUUCAGAGCAGUGAUCAUCGUGCCAGGGUUCUACAAGCUGAACAGGAGAAGGUGCAUUUGGCUGAAGAGUUGGACACGUCCUCUUAUGUGUGUAAGCUGCGGCAGCAGGCAGAUGGUCUCCAGCAGAGGGUGACAAAGCUGCAAGCUGAGCUCAGUGCCGUCCUGCAGGAAAGCCAGAGCCGCUGUGAUCUGAUCACUUCUCUGGAGUCUCAGUUGGAAGAGUUGAAGAGCGAGGUUGCACAGUCUCGGCAGCAGUGGAGAGGAGAGAAGCAGAAGUGCAGAAAGAUGGAAUGGACAGUGACAAACAUGGAGGAGGAGAUCCAAGACCUGAAAGCAGAGAACGAGAACCUUCACCAGCUGCUGUCGGACAGGAAGAGGAAGUGGCAGCAGGAACGGGAGCGCUUUCUGUUGGAGCAGGAGGAGCAGCGUAGCAGCAGUGAACAGGAACAGCAGCAGCUCCUUGACCAGCUCAGAAAAGCCCGAGUCCAUGCUGGAAUGCAUAACCGACCACAGCUUGAGCUGGAGUGGCAGGAGAGGUGUGAUACAGCCCUGAAGGAGCAGAAAGUAAAACUCGAAGAAGUGAUUACUCAGCUACAGAAACAGAAUUCAAAAUUACAGGAGGAAUUGGAGAGAGAAAGGCAGCAAAUUGAGACCCAGCUGGCUGAACAGGUGAAAUGGGUGAUGAAUGGGCUGUUCCGCUUUCUGAGGGCAGAGUUUGAUCUGCAGGAGUCUUAUUCUGGUGAAUCUGUCCUGAAGACAGUCCUCAGUACCAUCAAGUGUGUGACUAUGCAAUUCCUUGAGGAGCAGGAGGAUGUGGAUGAGGAGCAGGAGGAAGAGGAUGAGGAGGAGUACGUCUCAGCAGAGGAGAGACUGAGUGGAAGAAUGGAAGAGCCUGAAAUAAAAAGUGAGCAAAUGGAAAGCCCUCAGAGCCUGGACCACAUGUACAUGACAACAUAUGAAACCAACAGUCUAGAAACUUCUGAAGUGAGCACAGGUUCUUCAUUAGCUUCAGAUGUAGAGAAGCAGUCUCUGAACGCUGAGUGAGGGGCCUGAAAAUCGAACGUUAAUUAUAACUGAAGAUGUAGUUUAAAAAAACAAAAAAAAAAACCAAAUCCAGUAAUUAGAAUCUGCACUCACUUUUUUUCCAAAGGGGCAAAUGGAGGUGGUAUAGAAAAGGACUGUCACACUCCAGCCUAUUCACACACUGGAUCUACUGGCUGAUUUAUAUUGUUGAAUGUGUUGUAACAUGCUAAAAUUAGCAGAAGGGGACAAUUUUUGAGUUGGAUUAUCAUGAUUGGACUAACAGAUGUCUUUCUGCACUGGAAUAGCUGCAAAAUUUUAGAUAUGGUGUUCUACAAUGCGCUCUGUCUUCAUUUCAUUGACCUGAAAAUAAAAUGGCCCUUUUUUUGGUAAUGAAACAGCAGUUGUAACAAGAUAAGAAUGUAAUUAUGUCCAACUCCAUGUUGGGGAGAAGAGAGAAAUGCAAAUAAAGUGAUUUUCUGAUUUUA